Colossoma macropomum (tambaqui) is the source of this 4010-nucleotide messenger RNA. RefSeq names its product CD276 antigen-like. The transcript has 4 exons. Gene Ontology annotation, biological process: cellular response to lipopolysaccharide; immune response; T cell costimulation. The record is from RefSeq and is a predicted model, not a curated record. Gene Ontology annotation, cellular component: external side of plasma membrane. Bases 201 to 1127 code for a protein of 308 amino acids. NCBI's taxonomy places the organism in Eukaryota, Metazoa, Chordata, Actinopteri, Characiformes, Serrasalmidae.
CGCUGAGCAGUUCAGCUGUGUGACAGUCUGCUUUAUUUCAGCUUCAGUUACUGAACCAUAAUAUGGUACAUAUAAUUAAAGUUAGUUGGGUUGUUUUGCUCUACGCAGCCUGUCCACUGACCAACUGCCAGUUUAGUUCAUAGUUCAGGUUCAGUACAGCUGGUUUAGUUCAGAUUCAGUUCCAGAUUCAGAGCUGUGAUAUGGUUGAGACAGAGAAGUUUCCAGCAUCGCUUUACUGCCUCCUGCUUCUGCUCUCUGGAGUCUCCUCUUACACUGAGUUCGAGAUCUCAGUGCCCAGCGGUGGUCAGGUCGGGGUUUAUGGGCAGUCCGUGGUUCUGUCCUGCAGCUUUCCCACCGGAGGCUCCUGGGAUGUGAGCAGCAGCGUGUUCAUGUGGCAGCGUGGCCUGGAGGUGGUCCACAGCUUCUACCACAGCCAUGACCAGCUGGACCAACAGCAUCAUCACUAUGCCAACCGUACCAGACUGUACCACCAGGAGAUGGCGAAGGGAAAUGCAUCACUCAGGCUGGACCGGGUCACCCUGGAGGAUGAUGGAAUAUACACCUGUUCGGUCAGCACACAGAUCGGCAGCCAGAACAAAAGCUUCAGUCUGAAAGUAGCAGCCUUCUACCCGGAGCCUCAUCUGCACAUCAACCUGUUGAGCAAUGGGCAGGUGGACCUCCUGCUGACAUCACAGGGAGGUUACCCCUCCCCAUUGCUGCAAUGGCUGAUGGGAAACAUGGAGGACAUCACAGAAGAAACGCAAACACAGCUGGAGCAGGACCAACACACCAGGCUCUACAGCGUCAAGAGUAAGCUAAACCUCAAACGGGGCAGCAACUCCUCCAUCACCUUCAUCCUGAAGAACCAAGAUCUGGGGCAGGAGAUCAGACGGAACAUCGACCUGUUCUUAGAAGACGGAGCUGGUGGUCCACUAUCAGGAGACAGGGGACAUUAUGUUCUCCUUGGAGCUCUGAUCACUCUCCUCACAGCCGGCCUAGCAGUGUUAAUUAUCUUUUUCCUCAGACGACGGACACAGAAAAGCACAACAAAAACAUUAUUCAGAGCCGUCACCUCCGCUGACGAAGAGCAAUCUAUAAACCACCAAAAUGGAAAACCACCGCAUUGAGUUUGUUAUUUUCUCGCCUUGGAUGAAGAGACUGUAUCACUGCAGUGUCAUCACUGCUGACCAACGAUGGACGUUUUGAGUGGAGAUGGUGAUCGGUCACUUGCACAGUCUGAAAGAAGCCAUGCAUCAAGUCCAUUUUAUACCGCACUGCUAACAGUCCUGGGUUACACAUUUCAUGUCUUUUUUGGUGUUUUCUGUGAGUGACAUGCCAGAGAUUUCCAUCUAGAAGCGCUUUAUAAAACCAUCCUUCAGGGCUCCGUUGCUCAGUCAAGGUCCGUCAGUCCUGAACACCUUGUUUUCCUGCUGCAGCUGAUGUAAGCUAGUCUAGUGCUCGUCAGUCUUUAGAGGAGUCAAACAUUUGUUCAGAGCAGCAGUAAGAUUUGAUUGGCAGCUAAAGGAUUUUCAUUUGCUGCUCAAAGUGGAAGUUAAUGACACAUCAGUGCAGCCUGUAUUAAAGUGUAAAAUGAUGCACAUUUAUGAGAUUUCAGCAGAGAAAAGCGAAAGAUGUUGUGUUUCCAUCCACUACAGUAAUGUGAAGAAACUUCAGAUGGCGCCGGUGAUUAGGAGCUGCGCUGAAACAAACAGGAUGGAGAGAUUUAACUUUGUUUCUGCUUCAGUAGAAUCACCUUUACAGCCAUUUGCCUUUUUAUAUUAUAUUUGAUUUUUUUUGGAUGUGUUACAAUGACCCACUAAUGAGGGCUGAAAUCUCCCACCAUUAAGUUGUCGAAAGUGACAUUUGAAAAGCUCUGCGCUACAAUCAGUCCGUCUGAUUCAAUAUGAAUAGGUUAUUACAAAACCUAUUCAUAUUGAAUUAUUCCAGUCUGUUGUUAUCGCUGGCGAUAGCUGAUUUCUGAGGGUAAGAAAGCCUUUUUUCAGUGUUGCAUUAAUAUAAACUGUUCAGUUACAGCAGAUUUUACCUCCACUGUGUUUAAGGAGUGUCAGUUACAUCCUGCCCUGAUGUCCAAACCGUGUGAAAUAGAAAGUGAGAGGGACGAUCACUAAAGCUGCAUCAGAGUGAAAGUCUAAUAGACUUAGACUUAGACAGACUUUAUUGUCACUCAAAUUUACACCGUACAGUGCACAUUAGAAUGAAACUAUGUUGCAUAGGCUCAGAGUAGAUCAGAAGAAUUAUAAAUAAUACAAUGUAGUGCAAUGUAGUGCAGAGUGUGGUGCAUAUGUAAACAUAUUUAUGUCAACAGAUAACUAAAUUUUAAAUAAGUAUAUAUACAAGAGGGUGUAUUGCACUGUAGCUCCCAGGUAUGGAGUAAUCAAAAAAGAAUUGAAGCAGCAUUUAUUUAGAGUUCAGCAGUCUUAUUGCAUGUGGGAAGAAGCUGUUUUUGAACCUGGCUGUUCUGCUUCGAAGACUUCAGAACCUCUUUCCAGAGGCUAACAGCGAGAACAGUCCAUGGUGGGGGUGGGAGGGGUCUCUGUUUAUGAUCUGAGCUCUGGUCAGACAGCGACUUGUUGCAAUGUCCUGUAUGGUAGGAAAGUGAAGUCCCAAUAAUUCUCUCUGCUGUCCUUACCACCCUCUGCAGAGACUUCCAGUCAGAGGUGCUGCAGGCUCCUGCCCAGACAGUGAUGCAACUGGUCAGUAUGCUCUCUACAGUGCCUCUGUAGAAGGUGGUGAGAAUCGGAGGGGGGAGGUGUGCUCUUUUCAUCCAUCUCAGGAAGUGCAUGCGCUGCUGGGCUCUUUUGACCAGAGCUUCAGUGUGAGUGGACCAGGUCAAAGUGUCCGUUAUGUGUACCCCAGGAACUUGGUUUUACUAACUAUCUCCACUGCUGUGUCCUUGGUGAGGAGUGGUGUGUGGUUGGGUUGGGUCCUCCUGAAGUCGACGAUGAUCUCUUUGGUUUUCUCGACAUUCAGGACCAGGUUGUUGGUUUCGCACCAGUCAACCAAAUGGUUCACCUCCUCUCUGUAGUCCAGGUCGAUGUCGUCCUGAAUUAGGCCCACUACUGUCGUGUCAUCUGCGAACUUCACGAUGUGGUUGGUAGUGGACCUGGCACAGCAGUCGUGGGUCAUCAGGGUGAACAGCAGCGGGCUCAGGACGCAGCCCUGAGGGGAGCCGGUGCUCAAAGAGAUGACACUGGAGACGUUGUUGCCCACCCGCACAGACUGAGGUCUAUUUGAUAGGAAGUCCAGCAGCCAGUUACACAGGUGGGUGCUGAAGCCAAGGGGGGCCAGUUUGCUUAUCAGAUGUUGUGGGAUGAUUGUGUUAAACGCUGAGCUGAAGUCCAGAAACAGCCUGCGCACAUGUGUAUUUCUUCCUUCCAGAUGUUCUAAGCUCAGGUGAAGUGCAGAGGAGAUGGCGUCCUCUGUGGAGCGAUUUGGGUGGUAAGCAAACUGGUACGAGUCUAAUGUGGGAGGGAGUUUGGAGGUGAUGUGGUCCUUUACCAGCCUCUCGAAACACUUCAUCAUGAUGGGGGUGCUACAGGGCGGUAAUCACUGAGGGAGGAGAUUGUGGGUUUUUUGGGCACUGGUAUGAUUGUGGCAGUCUUUAGGCAUGAUGGUAUGACAGCCUGUUUCAGUGAGGUGUUAAAGAUGUCUGUGAGAAUCCCAGCCAGCUGAUCAGAACAUUCCUUCAGCAACCAUCCUGGUAUGUUGUCGGGGCCCAAUCCUAUCAGCUAAUCCUGACUGUGUUGAUGUUACUGGGAAUUCUGUUAUUACAGAGCUGUUUCACUGUAUUAGUUUAUUAACAUGGACUAGAAUGAUUUCAGCACAGUGAGUGAUUCUCUAACAGUGCAUUAUGGGAUAUAGCAUUUGAUUAUUUUAUAACAGUGCUACAAAUGUUUAAAUAUUUACUUCCUUUUACAUUAAGAGGUAAUUUUUUACAGUUUGUACCAAGUAGACACAUUUAAAAUAAAAACUGAAUUCUAAAUCUUAAA